Molecule: messenger RNA, 2348 nt
Organism: Xylona heveae TC161
Lineage: Eukaryota; Fungi; Ascomycota; Xylonomycetes; Xylonales; Xylonaceae
Exons: 2
Coding region: 139-2244 (701 amino acids)
Biological process (GO): peptidyl-proline hydroxylation; regulation of translational termination
Cellular component (GO): cytoplasm
Molecular function (GO): peptidyl-proline dioxygenase activity; iron ion binding; L-ascorbic acid binding
Source: RefSeq, a predicted model, not a curated record
CCGCUUGUCUUUCGCACCUUUUCUUUUUUCGUUCCUUCCUUUCCUAGAGCUCCGCAAGAAGAUACCCAUUUUAUUCCACCUCAACUACAAUUUAACGCCCAACCGCACUUCUAAAUCAACAAUCCAGAAAACCCAAAAAUGAAGCGCAAGGCCGACGAUACCAAAGCUCUCAAUGGAGCCAAUGGCGGUCCGCUGCCCAAAAAGCGCGUCAUUGACGACGAGACGGCGAGGAAGAAUUUCCGAAACGGACUCUUCGAUGAGAAGGUCCUGCAAGAUUAUACCAAGCAAUACGCCAACUCAUCGCCAUACAAGCACGGCGUCAUAUCCGAUCUCAUCCAACCUGAACUCCUCCGGCGCGUGCGCAACGAAAUUCAAGAAAAUGUGUCCUUUACGCCCAAAGAGACGGACAUUUACAAGAUCCACCAAUCUGGAGAUCUAGCCAACCUUGACGGUCUCGACGACUCGUCGCUCAAGCUUCUUCCCAGCCUUUUAGAGCUGCGCGAAUCGCUGUAUUCAUCCGCUUUCCGAUCCUACCUCUCGCGACUGACAGGCUCUGGCCCAUUGAGUGGCCAAAAGACGGAUAUGGCCAUCAAUGUGUACACUCCCGGGUGCCACUUGCUCUGCCAUGACGACGUCAUUGGCAGUCGGCGCAUCAGUUACAUUCUCUACCUUACAGACCCGGAUCACCCAUGGAAGGCCGAAUGGGGUGGAGCGCUACAAAUGUUCCCUACGGAGAAACAUGUUGACGAGGAUGGCACCGAGACUCGGACUCCUCUGCCGGACUACGAUCUUAAGAUCCCCCCUGCAUUCAGCCAAUUGAGUUUCUUCGUGGUCCAGCCCGGCCAGAGUUUCCACGAUGUCGAAGAAGUGUACCCCAAGCCCGAAGGCGACGAAGAAGAUGACGGCGGCCGCAUCCGCAUGGCAAUCAGUGGAUGGUUCCAUAUCCCCCAGGAGGGCGAGGAAGGGUUCAUCCCCGGUCUGGAGCAGCAGCUUGCUGAAAAGAGCAGUCUGGUGCAAUUGUCUAAGAAGGCGGAUAAAUUCGAUUAUCCCAAGGAAAUCAUCCGAUCAUAUGCAGAUGCAGCGCAAACCGAAAAGGCCGAGAAAGAAGCCAAGCGCCAGGCUGAAGCCGCGGACAAGGGCAAAGGAAAAGGCAAAAAGGCUCAAGCGGACGAAGACGAAGACGAAGAUGACGUCGACGACGAGCUCACGGAAAAGGAACUCGACUUUCUCCUCAAGUUCCUUGCGCCCACCUAUCUCACUCCCGACACUCUGGAGGAACUCUCCGAGCUUUUCGCCGAAGAGUCCUCCCUCCGACUCGAUAAGUUUUUGUCCAACAAAUUCUCCGCCCGUCUGCGCGAGUACAUUGAGGCCGAAGAGAAGAAGACGCUUCCUGAACAGUCCAAGGAUAUUGAGACUCAAACGCCGUGGAAGGUCGCCCGCCCGCCGCACAAGCAUCGCUUCUUGUACCAGCAGCAGGCAAAGCCCUCGGAAGGCGGCACUUCUUCUUCCGCCUCUGCCCGUUCCCCUAUCAACGAGCUCCUCGAAGACCUCCUCCCUUCUCACGCCUUUAAGAAAUGGCUCGGCAUGGCAACUGGUCUCGAACCCGAAACCUACGGCGUCCUUGCCCGCCGCUUCCGCCGCGGCCUCGAUUACACCCUCGCCACGGACUAUCAGCAGGAUAGAGCACGAUUGGAAGUCACGCUGGACAUGACGCCCACGCCGGGAUGGGGAGACGACGAAGCCAGCCCGACGAAUGCAGUCGAGGAUGGAAAGGAGGCUCAAGGUGCGGGUGCGGGUGAAGCCGAAACCGCCGAGUCUUCCAAGGACAAUGCGCCUUCCAAGAAGGAGGAGGAGGAGAACGACGACGACGACGAGAAUGAGGAGAAGGAUGGUGACGACGCUGCAGCACACGCACCUGAGCCCGAAAUCGGCGGCUACGAAGUCUACAUGGCAGGCGACGACGAUGCUGCGGGCGAUGACCCGGCCGUGUAUCGUGCCGCAGGCGGACCUGAUGGCGAUGACGAAGACGAUGGCGUCCUCUUCAGCCAGCCUGCCGGCUGGAAUCGCCUCAGCAUUGUCCUCCGAGACACGGGUGUGCUCAAGUUUGUCAAGUACGUGAGUCGUGCCGCAAGAGGAGACCGUUGGGAUAUCUCGGGCAUGUUUAGCGUUAAGGACGAAGAUGGUGAUGAUGAUGAUGAUGAUGAUGAGGAGGAGGACGGAGAAGAAGGUGGUGAUGAGGAGUAGAAUGUGACUUUGAUAGAAAAAAGUAUUGAGUUGACCAUAGAGCGUUGGGUUUCUUCUUUUUGUUUGCUUUCACUUUGGGAGUCUAGUGUCAAUUACUCUACCCU